This is a messenger RNA of Magnolia sinica, 1802 nucleotides long. Its product is annotated as F-box protein At3g58530. The coding region runs from base 239 to 616 and encodes 125 amino acids. The transcript has 5 exons. The record is from RefSeq and is a predicted model, not a curated record. Gene Ontology annotation, cellular component: SCF ubiquitin ligase complex. NCBI's taxonomy places the organism in Eukaryota, Viridiplantae, Streptophyta, Magnoliopsida, Magnoliales, Magnoliaceae. Gene Ontology annotation, biological process: SCF-dependent proteasomal ubiquitin-dependent protein catabolic process.
ACUCCCUCUCCCUCCAUCUCUCCUCUCUCUCUACGCCUCUCCCUCUCUCUUUCCCUCUCUCUCUCUACGCCUCUCUCUCUCCCUCUCCUCUCGAUCUACCACUCCCUCUCCCUCCUCUCCUUUUCUCUCUCUCGCUCUGCACCUCUCCCUCUCUCUUUCCCACUCUCUCUCUCUAUGCCUCUCCCUCUCCCUCUACGAUCGAUCUCCCUCUCCCUCUACCACUGUGAAUUGACAGUGUAUGGAGACACUUCAAGGCUUGCCGUCUCUAAAUCUGAAUUGCUGCCAGAAGAUCUCUGACAAUGGAAUUGAAGCUAUAACUAGUGCCUCCCCAAAACUCAAGAACUUCUCCAUCUAUUGGAACGUGAGGGUAACAGAUUUAAGUAUGAAGCAUUUGGUGAAGAACUGCAAAGAGAUAAUAGAUCUGAACUUGAGUGGCUGUAAGAAUAUAACGGACCAGAGUUUGCAUCUAAUUGAUGAUAAUUAUCAAGAGUUGGAAGUGUUGAAUUUGACAAGCUUAACAGACCAGGCUUAUAGGAAGAUGGAAAUUCUACCACAUCUGAAAUUCUUAGAUCUAUGCGGUACACAGUCGUAUUCAUGUAACCAGAUCUUUCUCUAAAUCUUCCCGUCACUGUCAAAGCUGGUUUUGUUGGUACAAUAACCCUGAAGGUACUUUUCUUAUCAACUGGCAUAUUCAAUAUUUCUGCAUAAUGUGUACUCAAAACUCCUAUUUUGUAAUGGAUACUUGAAGGCACAGUUGUGUCACUUGUAAACUUCCUUUUAUUUCUAGACUGAUUGGUUACAUCCACUGAUCUUAUCUAUAUCAAGUCCUUAUUUUGAGAAGUUAAUCUAUUCAAGGUCUUUAAGUGACAUGAAUAUUUCUUUAUUCAUUUGUUUGACUUAUUUUAAGAUUCUAUAGAGGCAGGUUGAAAUUUUGAUCCAAAACAGAUUAAAACAUGCUUUAAGGUCUACAUGGAGUUCAUUUGGUCCUCUUUUGGCAGGUGUCUUCCAUGGCAUGUAUGGUCAUGGCUUCAAGGUACUACAGGAGGUUAAUACUAACUGCCUACAAAGUGGAUUCGGCAAAAGAUGAAUCAGUUUUUUUUAAUUAUUUAAUAGCAUGCAUUCAUUUCUAGUCUCUCUCUCUCUCUCUCUCUCUCUCUCUCUCUCUCUCUCUACACACACACACUGAGGUCCACGAGCAAAGAUAUGUGUCGGGAACCUAUAUACUUCGAAUCCUUUUAUGAAGUGAGUGUUCUAUCCAAUAGUUGUGUUUGCAUGGCAGAGUUCCUCUCAUAAAGUUAUGUGGGGUUGCAAUUAGGAUAAGGUUAUGGUGGCCUAAAUUGGUUUCGUCUCUAAGGAAUCAUAUGAUCCUCAAGCCAAGGAUAUGAACAAUAUACUUGUUUUUUUAUUGGCCCAUGGUUCCAUGAUUAGACAAUGGACCUUGGCCUAGAAGUCUUCUUGAUAGGACAAUCUCAACCUUUGAAUUGUGGUAUGUAAAAUAGAUAGCCAAGAAGGGAAAUUAGUGUUGUCAUGUGCGACCACAUAUGCACAUAUGGGAUCGCAUAUCGAUAUGCAUAUCGCAUAUACGAUCAUGACACUUACUAUCCUUUUUUUGAAUGCAUGAGGAUGUAAUGAGACUUGAAAAUCUCAAGCGUUUACUCCUAGGGACAACCACUUUAAUUAGUGCACAACCUUUAUGCCUUGAUGAAUUGAGAAUUUUUUUUUGAAGAAUCUUGACAGUUUACCUUCAUUAUUUAUCUAUAACUAAUUUGUUGAUGUGGAAUGAUAUCUUUUUUUUUUUUUUU